This is a messenger RNA of Moneuplotes crassus, 1657 nucleotides long. The record is from the annotation of a GenBank genome assembly. NCBI's taxonomy places the organism in Eukaryota, Ciliophora, Spirotrichea, Euplotida, Euplotidae.
GUUCUCGUUGUUAAAUGGCAAAGACCACGUCUAUGCAUAGCGGUACUAGUGAACCAAGAAGUAACUUCACUGUUGUUGAGCACAAAGUCUCUGUAUCAGUUGCAGUAUUUACAGUCAUCAGCGUGACAAUCGGAGCAGGAAUGGUUUCUGUACCUAAGGCAGCUUAUGAAUCUGGAAUCCCUUGGGCACUAGCUUACAAUAUCUUUAACCUUAUCCUGAGUGUGUACUCUAUUCACCUCUUCUUGAGAUCAGCACAAGUCACUGGACAUUAUUCCAUGCCACAGCUUGGCUACGAAUGUUUUGGACAUUGUUCUCUCUAUCUUGUGAACUUUAUCCAGUUUCUAGCCUUUGGGCUACUUCCUAUUGCAUAUUUUAUUGUAUUUGCCAAACUAUUAAAAUCAUUUUUCGAUGAAAUACCUUGGGUUGAGAAGCACGGACAAAGUACUAUUGGCAACCAAUGGUUCAGCGUAAUGAUACUUGCAGUCUUGAUUUUCCCACUGAUUAUAAAGAAGAAGAUUCAAGAGCUAAAAAUUGCCGGAAUACUACUAGUCGCUUCAGUGAUCAUAUUCAUUAUUUUAAUGUUUCUAAUGAGAAUGAUAAAUGAUAGUGAUCUAAAAAGACCGCCAAUUUCUAACGGAGACUUUUACUUCUUCAGGUUCAGUAAACCAUGGUUGUCAUCUUUGUCAACUGCCUUUGUGGCGUUUGCAUUCCAGUCUGCCUUUUUCCCCAUCUACAACUCUUUAGAGAGCAAAUCGUACCAGAAUGGGAUAAAGUUCACUUUCUUUGGAAUGCUCUUUUGUUUUAUCAUCUACACAAUGAUUAUUUUUGUCUCGCUCUACUCAUUCGGAGUGGACAUUCAAGGAGAUGUUCUUGAAAACGUGGAAGGAGUCAGAGUAUGGGAGUCCUACGUUCUCAGAGCCAUCUUCCUCCUUGUGAUGGCAGCUCACACCCCAUUCAUCUUCUUCAUUGGGAAAGGAUCAGUCAUCGCAAUUGUUGCAUUGCUAUAUAUUAGAGGAGGUAGACAAGAAGAGAUCGAUCAAAGCCAAAUCCAUUAUGAAUAUCUUGACAAAAAGAACCAAAGCGAAGAUAAAGAAGGAGGGGGAAAUGAAAGAGAACAGCUUCUUGAUGAAAAUUUUAGUCAUGAUUCAAACAACCCAAAGAAAAGAAGGUCGACUGUUAGAAACAUGACUAUUAGUAGCAUGAUUAUUUCAGAAGGAGUCGAGAGAGAUAUUAGUCUAGCAAUUCCAUUUUCUAAAAAAGUAAAGAAACCGAUGGUAAUAACGGGAUCAGCCUUGAAGAGUGAUGUUAUCAAUGAGCUUAUUCCAAACUGGGUUUACUAUACUAUCACAUUAGUUUGAUACGCUUUAGUAGUCGGAGCAGCAUGAGUAAUUAAAGACGUCGAAAUUGUCGUAAAAUUCAUUGGUUCAGGCGCUAACGCGACUCUAAAUGUAACAUUUCCAGGUAUCUUCUAUUUCAUCAUCAUGAGAAAGCAUAAAGUGAAGGUUGCAAAGUGGGAGCUCAUUCUCUCAUUCCUUUUCUUCCUAUACGGUUUAAUAAUGACGUUCUUCUUAACAGGAAUGAACAUCUGGUUUACUAUUUCACCCUUUGAUUAAGAAAAGCAAUGAGCUUGGCUCAAUAAUAAAUGUUUGACUCAAUU